Molecule: messenger RNA, 1998 nt
Organism: Pectinophora gossypiella (pink bollworm)
Lineage: Eukaryota; Metazoa; Arthropoda; Insecta; Lepidoptera; Gelechiidae
Product: UDP-glucosyltransferase 2-like
Exons: 4
Coding region: 31-1599 (522 amino acids)
Molecular function (GO): UDP-glycosyltransferase activity
Source: RefSeq, a predicted model, not a curated record
UGUUGUCAACUAGUUAUAAUAUUAUCGUUAAUGAAACCAUUGGAAAAGAUGUUGGUUUCUUUGUUAACGUUGUGUGUUGUGGUAUUAGCGAUACGUAUUGACGCGGCAAGGAUAUUAACAGUGAUUCCUAGUCCCUCAAUUAGUCAUCAAGUUGUCUUCCGUCCAUUGACCCUGGAGCUGGUCAAACGUGGACAUGAAGUGGUCGUUAUCACAACAGAUCCUAUGUUCCCCAAAGGAAAAGCUCCAGCAAAUCUCACAGAGAUAGACGUUCGCAAUGUAUCAUACUCGAUUAUUCGAGACAGUCUUCUAAAAACGAUGUCCCAAAUGAGUCCAAAUGACGUCGUUGGUCAAACAGAACAAGGCAUGCGUACGAUCAAUACAGUGUUUGAACAGCAAUUGCAGACAAGUGAAGUGAAGGAAAUUAUACGCGGUAAACAACAUUUUGACUUGAUUUUUGUUGAAGCGUUCGUGCGACAAGCUUUAGCGUUUUCUCAUGUUUACAAAGCACCAGUAAUUUUACUUAGUUCAUUUGGUGCUAUGCCUGGUACAUAUGAGGCUCUUGGGGUACCAACACAUCCACUGCUUUAUCCUACGCCAUUCCAUCGCAGAUUGCAUAAUUUGACAUUCUGGGAGAAAAUCAACGAGUUAUACACGCAUUUUAGAUUACUAAGACUAAUGAAGGCAAAUGAAGAAAAAGAACACGAAAUGCUAAGGAAAUAUUUUGGAGAAGAUUUACCUUCAAUAAACGAAUUGCUGAAUAAUGUGGAUAUGUAUUUUGUGAAUGUACAUCCUAUAUUUGAAGGCAAUUUCCCCGUACCACCAAGCGUGGUUCACAUUGGAGGUAUACAUCAGAAACCACAAACAGAAUUACCAGAGGAUCUAAAAUCUUACCUGGAUUCAUCUAAGCACGGAGUCAUCUACAUCAGCUUCGGUUCAAACGUCGACCCAGCAAAUCUACCUCCAGAAACGAUACAGAUGUUCAUCAGAGUGCUCUCUAAACUUCCCUACGACGUUCUGUGGAAGUGGAAUACGGAUGAACUGCCUGGAAGGACUCCUAACAUCAGAAUUAGCAAAUGGUUCCCACAAUCUGAUUUACUCAGACACCCAAAAAUCAAACUCUUUAUCACACAAGGGGGUCUACAAUCAACUGAUGAGGCUAUAACAGCUGGUGUACCGCUGGUCGGUAUGCCAGUGUUUGGAGAUCAGCCGUAUAAUACUGAGAAAUAUGUCCUCUUGAAAAUUGGUGUAAAAUUACAUGUAGAAUCUGUUACCGAAGAUGAGUUCCGAAAUGCUAUUAACACUGUCAUUGGCGAUAAAAGCUACAAAAAGAACAUCCAGAAUUUUAAUUCUUUGAUGCGUGACGAGCCACAGCAGCCGCUGGAGCGAGCAGUCUGGUGGACAGAGUACGUGCUACGUCACUCUGGUGCCAAACACCUUCGAGCACCCGCUGCCAACAUAUCCUGGGCUGAAUACCUUCUGCUUGAUUUCUUCUCAACUCUACUCUUGGGUCUUUGUGUCUUAGUGUCUAUAGUGAUUAUAACUCUAUACCAAUUGUAUAGCUUUUAUACGAACUCUAGUGUUAAGUUAAAAACAAAGUAAAUAAUUAUGUUUUUUUUUUUAAUUAGGAUUAUGUGUGACUUUUUGUGUAAACUCUUUCACCCCGUGAGGGUUGAAAUUCUAAUAACCUCUCUUCUUGUGUUCUUGCCAACAUUAUCAAAAAGAAGCUUUGUAUUUUUUUAACUAUUUGUUCUGAGUGCUUUAAAGUUGACUUAGUUCUAUAAUGGAUGUACUCAUAUUGGUGUGUCUUCAAAUUAGUCGCGACUGUUACCUGGGACGACUAGGGCUGCAGCCACGUGGCGUUUAUAACUUUUUCAUUGCAGCAAUGCAAUUGCUUUGAAGGCGUCCUUACUUCUUUAUCUGUGAUAAUUAUUACCUACGUAAGUCGUGUUUAUGUUUACUUAGUUAAAAAGAGAGAAUAAACUGUUGAUUCUUGUAAAA